ACGUGCAGAUACCUAUAUUUUGAUUUCUUUUACCAAAUGUCUUUUGCUUCUUUCAUUUUCGUUUACGUGCCCCCAAAUUCUCUCUCUCAUCGCAUCGCAGCUUGACCCCGGCGGUGAUCCACAAGAUUCGGUGGUGUUUUUUCCUUCACAAACCUCGUCUUCUUCUCAUAUAUUUUCUCCAAUCGUAAUCCACAGCCAUGACUCCCGAGUAUGACUACCUAUUCAAGCUUUUGCUUAUUGGAGAUUCUGGAGUAGGAAAAUCAUGUUUGCUCCUGAGGUUUGCUGACGAUUCCUACUUGGACAGUUACAUUAGCACCAUCGGAGUUGAUUUUAAAAUCCGUACUGUGGAGCAAGAUGGCAAGACUAUUAAGCUUCAAAUAUGGGACACCGCGGGGCAAGAACGUUUUAGGACAAUCACAAGCAGCUACUACCGAGGGGCACAUGGCAUUAUAGUGGUUUAUGAUGUGACGGACCAAGAGAGCUUUAAUAACGUUAAACAGUGGCUGAGUGAAAUCGAUCGCUAUGCCAGUGAAAAUGUCAACAAGAUACUUGUUGGAAACAAAUGUGAUCUCGUUGCAAACAAAGUUGUUUCAACUGAGACAGGCAAGGCAUUUGCUGAUGAAAUUGGAAUCCCUUUCUUGGAAACAAGUGCAAAAGAUGCCACCAAUGUGGAACAGGCUUUCAUGGCCAUGACUGCUUCCAUCAAAGACAGGAUGGCAAGUCAACCGUCCUUGAACGCCUCAAAGCCGCCGACGGUCAACAUCCGUGGACAGCCCGUGUCACAGAAUAGCGGAUGCUGCUCUUAGUAAGUGGUAUUUGACGGGACGGGGUCUAAGUGGGCAAUGUACAAGUAUUCUUGUGUUAGGGUUGAAUUCUUUUUUACUUUACUUUGUUGGGAUUGUAUAAAAAGUCUAAAAAAUUCUUUAGUUGUCAAUGGUUUCUAGUACCUACUUUGUUCUGUCAACUAAAACACGAAUGAAUUCGUUCUCACCGGUUAAUGUGUUUGAUCAAAGAUUCAUGAUUUAAGGUUUUUUAUUUGUGAAA
Molecule: messenger RNA, 1044 nt
Organism: Cynara cardunculus var. scolymus (artichoke)
Lineage: Eukaryota; Viridiplantae; Streptophyta; Magnoliopsida; Asterales; Asteraceae
Product: ras-related protein RABD2c-like
Exons: 8
Coding region: 198-806 (202 amino acids)
Molecular function (GO): GTP binding; GTPase activity
Source: RefSeq, a predicted model, not a curated record